Molecule: messenger RNA, 2571 nt
Organism: Hypomesus transpacificus
Lineage: Eukaryota; Metazoa; Chordata; Actinopteri; Osmeriformes; Osmeridae
Gene: elmo1
Product: engulfment and cell motility 1 (ced-12 homolog, C. elegans)
Exons: 22
Coding region: 291-2471 (726 amino acids)
Biological process (GO): actin filament organization; cell motility
Cellular component (GO): plasma membrane; guanyl-nucleotide exchange factor complex
Source: RefSeq, a predicted model, not a curated record
CUCCCUCCCUCCCUCUCUUUAUCUUUGACUCUCUUCCUCUGUGGCCGAGGCGAGGCAGCACUCUCUUGUUUUGUGACUGUUGGUGUUUGGCUCAAGCAGAGCAGAGGAUUGACGUGUGAAAGCCCUGUGAUUAUUCUCCUCCUGGUUCUGGUUCCUGGUUUUGGUUCCUGGUUCGAGGUUCUGGUCCUGGUGUAGAGGCGAGGACACGGCAGCCUCCUCUCUGCCUGUCGUCAAGGUUUCCGGGCUUGGAUGAGAUCUCUCCACGGUGAGAGGUCAAGCCGCCUGCAGCCAUGCCCCCGCCUGCAGACAUUGUGAAGGUGGCUAUAGAAUGGCCCGGAGCCUUCCCCAAGCUGAUGGAGAUAGACCAGAAAAAGCCUCUCUCCGCCAUCAUUAAGGAAGUGUGCGAGGGGUGGUCUCUGGGGAACCCGGAGAACUUUGCUCUCCAGAACGCUGAGAACACAGUCUUCUACAUCACAGAGAAGAAUCGUAACGACAUAAAGAACGGCUCCAUUCUGCGUCUGACAACAUCUCCUUCCCAGACAGCGCUGCAGCUGCAUGAGCGUGUCCAGUCGUCCAGUAUGGACGCCAAGCUGGAGGCCCUGAAGGACCUGGCCAGCUGCUCCAGAGACGUCACCUUCGCCCAGGAGUUCAUCAACCUGGACGGCAUCUCACUGCUCACUCAGAUGGUGGAGAGCGGCACAGAACGCUAUCAGAAACUACAGAAGAUUAUGAAGCCCUGCUUCGGAGACCUGCUGUCCUUCACACUGACCGCCUUCGUGGAGCUCAUGGACCAUGGGAUUGUCUCCUGGGACACCUUCUCUGUGGCCUUCAUCAAGAAGAUCGCCAGCUUCGUGAACAAGUCUGCCAUGGACACGGCGGUGCUGCAGAGGUCUCUGGCCAUCCUGGAGUCUAUGGUGCUCAACAGCCAGGACCUCUACCAGAAGGUGGCGCAAGAGAUCACCAUCGGACAGCUCAUCCCUCACCUGCAGGGGAGCGACCAGGACAUCCAGACCUACACCAUCGCUGUAAUCAACGCUCUGUUCCUCAAAGCCCCUGAGGAGAAGAGACAGGAGAUGGCCCACAUCCUAGCCCAGAAGCAGCUACGCUCCAUCAUCCUUAGUAAUGUGAUCCGAAGCCCCAAGCCCAUUAACGAUGAGAUGGCCCACCAGCUGUACGUGCUGCAGGUUCUGACCUUCAACCUGCUGGAGGACCGCAUGAUGACCAAGAUGGACCCCCAGGACCAGGCCCAGAGAGACAUCAUCUUUGAGCUGCGGAGGAUUGCCUUCGAUGUGGAGUGUGAACCCAACAACAGCGGCAGCAUUGAGAAACGCAAGUCCAUGUACACCCGGGACUACAAGAAGCUGGGCUUCAUAAACCAUGUGAACCCGGCAGUAGACUUCACUCAGAUCCCUCCAGGCAUGCUGGCCCUGGAUAACAUGCUGUACUUCUCCAGACACCACCAGGACGCUUACAUCAGGAUGGUUCUGGAGAACAGCAGCAGGGAGGAUAAACACGAGUGCCCGUUUGGACGCAGCAGCAUCGAGCUCACCAAGAUGCUCUGUGAGACGCUCAGAGUGGGGGAACUACCCAGCGAGAACUGCCAUGACUUCCAUCCCAUGUUCUUCACCCACGAGCGCUCCUUUGAGGAGUUCUUCUGCAUCAGCAUCCAGCUGCUCAACAAGACCUGGAAGGAGAUGAGAGCCACUAGCGAAGACUUCAACAAGGUUAUGCAGGUGGUGAAGGAACAGAUUGUUCGAGCUCUCACUCUCAAGCCUAAUUCCCUGGACCAGUUCAAGAGUCGUCUGCAGAACCUGAGUUACACGGAGAUCCUGAAGAUCCGCCAGUCAGAGAGGAUGAACCAGGAGGACUUUCAGUCCCGGCCCAUCCUGGAGCUGAGGGAGAAGAUCCAGCCAGAGAUCAUGGAGCUGAUCAAGCAGCAGAGGCUGAACAGGCUUUGUGAUGGAACCUGCUUCAGGAAGAUCAGCACCCGCAGGAGGCAGGAUAAGUUCUGGUUCUGUCGUCUGUCUCCGAACCACAAGGUCCUCCACUACGGAGACCUGGAGGAGAGCCCUCAGGGGGAGGUCCCCCAUGACUCUCUGCAGGACAAACUGCCCGUGGCUGACAUCAAAGCUGUGGUCACUGGCAAGGACUGUCCCCACAUGAAGGAGAAGGGAGCACUCAAGCAGAACAAGGAGAUUCUAGAGCUGGCGUUCUCUGUCCUCUACGAGUCUGACGAGUAUUUAAACUUCAUCGCUCCUGACAAGCACGAGUACUGUGUGUGGACAGACGGUCUAAACGCCCUCCUGGGGAAGGAGAUGACCAGCGACCUCACCAGGUCAGACAUGGACACCCUGAUCUCCAUGGAGAUGAAGCUCCGCCUCCUAGACCUGGAGAACAUCCAGAUCCCCGAGGCCCCGCCCCCCAUCCCCAAAGAGCCUAGCAACUAUGACUUUGUUUAUGACUGUAACUAAGCAACCCACCAAGCAACACAACCCAGCAACCGGCCCACCUGCUGUACUGGACCAACUGUCAUUCUGAUCCACAACCCGGGAAAUAACAAAAAUAAACGGU